CGCGCUGCUUGGCUCCUGUCAGUGGCGGGAAGGUCCGGGUCCGGGUUGGCGUCGGUUUGCUGCAAUGGAGGUGGAUAUGACUGGAGCCGAGCGGAUCGGCACGGAGGAUACGCAGUUGAAGAGGGACCCGGCUGCGGGGAGAGGGUCGGGCAUCGCGUACGAGCUGCCGUGGGUGGAGAAGUACCGGCCUCUGAAACUGAAUGAAAUAGUGGGGAAUGAAGAGACUGUGAGCCGACUGGAGGUAUUCGCGAGAGAAGGGAAUGUGCCCAACAUCAUCAUUGCAGGUCCCCCGGGAACCGGGAAGACCACCAGUAUCCUGUGCCUGGCGCGAGCGCUGCUGGGGCCGGCCAUGAAGGACGCAGUGCUGGAGCUCAACGCUUCCAACGACAGAGGCAUUGAUGUCGUACGGAAUAAGAUCAAGUUGUUUGCCCAGCAGAAGGUGACUCUCCCAAAAGGGCGACACAAGAUCAUCAUCUUGGAUGAAGCUGACAGCAUGACAGACGGAGCCCAGCAGGCCUUGAGGAGGACCAUGGAGAUCUACUCCAAAACCACACGUUUCGCUUUAGCCUGUAACGCGUCUGACAAGAUCAUCGAGCCCAUCCAGUCCCGCUGCGCUGUGCUGCGCUACACCAAGCUGAGGGACGAGCAGAUCAUGAUGCGGCUGAUGGAGGUGGUGGAGCAGGAGGGGGUCCAGACCACUAACGACGGCCUGGAGGCCAUUAUCUUCACUGCGCAGGGCGACAUGAGACAGGCGCUGAACAACUUGCAGUCUACAAAUUCAGGGUUUGGGUUUGUCAACAGCGAAAAUGUUUUUAAGGUGUGUGAUGAGCCCCACCCUCUCCUGGUGAAAGCCAUGCUUGAGCACUGUGUUAAUGCCAAAAUUGAUGAAGCCUACAAGAUUGUUGAGCAGCUGUGGGCGCUGGGCUACUCCCCUGAAGACAUCAUUGGAAACAUAUUCCGAGUCUGUAAAACCUUCCAGAUGCCAGAGUAUCUCAAGCUGGAGUUCAUCAAGGAGAUCGGCUACACCCACAUGAAGGUGGCCGAAGGAGUCAACUCUCUGCUUCAGCUGGCUGGGCUCUUGGGCCGACUGUGUGCCAAGACUGCUGCCCCCGAUGUCAGCUGAGCCCACCCCUGCCCUUCCUGGAACAGGAAUGGUUUCCCAGGUCACUAACAGGUCACCAGCAAGACCUGGUGUCUCUCGCUGGGCUCUCCCUUUGCUCUUGACCAGACACAUUGACCGUGAUAAUCAGACUGCUUCUCAUACACUCUGCCUGCAGAAAAAGACCGUCAUAGCAAUGGCCAUAUGUAGUUAACUCCCUUAGCUCUUUUUGAAGCUAUAAAUAUUUCUGGAUACAUUUUUUUAGGACUUGAGAUUUUGUAUAUAUUCCAUUGUUUUUCCAUCAUCCUUGUUUUGUAAUAAAUGUCUUAUUAAUGCA
Lepisosteus oculatus (spotted gar) is the source of this 1436-nucleotide messenger RNA. RefSeq names its product replication factor C (activator 1) 2 (gene rfc2). NCBI's taxonomy places the organism in Eukaryota, Metazoa, Chordata, Actinopteri, Semionotiformes, Lepisosteidae. Gene Ontology annotation, cellular component: nucleus; DNA replication factor C complex. The record is from RefSeq and is a predicted model, not a curated record. Gene Ontology annotation, molecular function: ATP hydrolysis activity; DNA clamp loader activity; DNA binding. Gene Ontology annotation, biological process: DNA repair; DNA-templated DNA replication.